CUAGUUAGCCUUGAACUCCGUGAUGCCAAUGUGUAUUAUGAAUAUUGAAUCAAAAUUAUUGCUUCGUCUAUUGUUCAAAAAUAAUGCUGGUGUCAAGAAACGUAACCUCGGGCAAAUGAUAAAAAAACAUUAUUAAUUCAAAUAAUGGAACAGGAAAUACUCGACGAAGAAUUUCAGUGCUACAUGCGAGUAGCCCGUUCACUCGAAAAUACUCUGAAACGUUCAAAAGACCGCGAAUGUUGUAAACAGUUGCUAAAGAAAUGUGAACGUCUGAAUAGUAGUAACAAUGCUACGAUUAAAAAAAAUACCAACGUUUUUAUGAAGUACUGUUUAAAAGUUAUAAAUUGGACAAGUGUUCAUCAGCCGCUACAGUUAUACGAUAAAUGGUAUCAAGACUCAAAAAAUGAAGUUAAAUUGUGGCUUCAAGAGAACAAAUCAUAUAUGGCCGUUAAGGAAAUGCCAAACGGUUCUCUCGCCAUAUACUGCGCGGUGGCAAAUUCCUCAGGUACUGGUUGGCAGGAUGGGGCAUUGAAAGUUAUGAGAGAUUCGAAGGAUCCCGACGCAGAAGAAAUGUGAAGUCUUAUUUAUACUAGUUGUUGUGUAUUUUAUUGUGUAUAACAAUUUGUAUGCAGUG
Molecule: messenger RNA, 634 nt
Organism: Anastrepha ludens (Mexican fruit fly)
Lineage: Eukaryota; Metazoa; Arthropoda; Insecta; Diptera; Tephritidae
Exons: 4
Coding region: 145-576 (143 amino acids)
Source: RefSeq, a predicted model, not a curated record